AUGCUGGAGAUCCCCGGGGAAUCCAGUGGCGCGACCGCGGACGCUCUGGCUGCGAAGCUCAGAGCGUCCCUGGACGCGGACGAGGCCCGAGUGUCCAGGCCCGUCAGAUGCGCAGACCUGCGCAUCAUGGGUCUGGACGACUCGGUAUCGGAGAAGGAGUUAGUGGCCGCCGUCGCCAGGUCCGGGGGGUGCACUACUGACCAGGUCAGGUCAGGCGCCAUACGCCCGGACCAACAGGGUAUGCAUGCCGCCACGGUGUGCUGCCCUGUUACGGCGGCCAAAACCAUAGUGGAGGGCCGAAGGCUUCUGGUGGGCUGGGUCUCAGCGCAGGUUAAGCUGCUGGAGCCCAGACCUCUGAGGUGCUACCGCUGUCUCGUGGGGCACCACGUAUCUGUGAAAUGCGCCUCGGAGGUUGACCGCAGUGGCCUUUGCUUCCGCUGCUGUCAGCCCGGACACAUAUCGGCGACCUGCUGCGCCACGCCGCACUGUGAUGCAUGUGCGGCGACCGGCAAGCCAGCCGAUCACCGGGCCGGAAGCAAGGCCUGCGUGCCACCCGCCAAGGCCAAGGCCGCGGGUAGGGGAGGGCCCUCCGCCGCCACCGCCUCUGUGGCCACCGCCGCAGUCGCGACUGCCGCCGCCGCCGCCGCCGCCGCCGCUGUCACUGUCGCUGCCGCCGCCGCCGCGACACCGACGCCCGCAGAGAGGCGCCCCGUGGAGGAAGCUGAAAUGGAAUGCCUAUAA
Parnassius mnemosyne (clouded apollo) is the source of this 741-nucleotide messenger RNA. Lineage: Eukaryota; Metazoa; Arthropoda; Insecta; Lepidoptera; Papilionidae. The record is from the annotation of a GenBank genome assembly.